AUGCCGGGUUUUGCUAAGUACUUGAAGGACUUAAUCACCAAGAAGAAAACCACCAAGAAUGAAGUGGUGAAUGUGACUCACCGGGUUAGCUUCAUCAUUGCAACAACCACCGUUCAAAAGAAAGAAGACCCGAGAGCUUUUACCAUACCAUGCACUAUCAGGUUGCGUAAUUUUGUACGAGCUCUUUAUGAUAAUGGGGCUAGCAUCAACUUAAUUCCUCUUGAUAUUUACAAGCAAGCGGGGUUAGGUAUGCCGAGGUCUACAAGUAUGAGGUUGCAAAUGGCCGACCGUUCAAUACAAAGACCGGUAGGAAUUGUUGAUGAUGUUCUUGUGAAAGUGGGGAAGUUCCUCCUCCCUGCCGACUUUGUUAUCCUUGAUUGUGUUAUUGAUAAAGAAAUCCCUACCAUCUAG
Messenger RNA from Nicotiana tabacum (common tobacco), 411 nucleotides. RefSeq lists its product as uncharacterized. NCBI's taxonomy places the organism in Eukaryota, Viridiplantae, Streptophyta, Magnoliopsida, Solanales, Solanaceae. The record is from RefSeq and is a predicted model, not a curated record.